UGUCCGUUUCCCAGGUUGCUCUUCUUCGUUGGUACUCUACAUCCUUUCUAUUUAAACCCCGAAAACCCACAAAGUUAAUGAUUUUGACUUCGAGAAUUCACAGAUAAAACGAAAAGGAGUGAAGAACGAUGGAAGAAGGCGGUGUCAAAUUGGACCAAUGGGGGUAUCAGGUUUCAACUUCCUCUCAAGCCUGCGUUUCAGCCAUCAACUCCUUCUACCAACAGGUUCUGAGCUAUGGCAGAGAGAGGAGUGUGAUUCUAGAAGCAGUGGUACAUGACAAACACUGUGUUUUGGCCAACGUAUUAGCAGCUCAUUUUCUUCACUCUUCUUCUCAAGCUUCCAGUUAUUUUGAUGCUGCUAAAUCACACCUCGAACAUGCCACCUUAUACGAGAAAUUAGUUUUCGAUGCCAUCAGUUAUUUGAUGUCCCAAGAUAGAGACGAUGAUGUAGCUAUUGAAUUGCAUUCCAAGCUUCUAAAAGAGUUCCCAAGAGAUCUGGUUUCUUUAAAGAGAGCACAAGUCUUGUGCUUCUACAUUGGUCGGCCUGAUCUUUCUUUAUCUCUUGUUGAACAGGUUCUAACUCAAAAUGAAAGAGAAAAUUACAUUUAUGGCAUGCUUGCUUUCCCUUUGUUGGAGCUUGGACGGAUGGAGGAUGCUGAGAAAGCUGCCAGAAGGGGAUUUGAAAUUAAUAAGCAAGACAUCUGGUCGCAGCAUGCUUUAUGCCAUGUUCUUCAGUACAAGUGCCAAUUUAGAGAAGCUGUUAAGUUCAUGGAAGAAUGCUCAUCAUCAUGGAGUUCUUCUUCAUCUUUUAUGUUGACACACAAUUGGUGGCAUGUGGCACUUUGUUACUUAGAAGGCAAUGCUCCAAGGCAAAGAGUGCUUGAGAUAUUUGACAACUAUAUAUGGAAGGAGCUGGACAAACAGGAUAAUGUGGGUGCAGAUAUUUACUUAAAUGCUGCAGGUCUGCUUUUGCGGUUGUAUGUACGUGGUGAAUUGGACAUGUAUGGUGAUCGUCUCAAGAGGCUUGCAGAAUGCGUAGCUAAUCAAGCAAACUGGUAUAUAGAGUGGCACCUUGAUGUAUUGAUAGUGUGGGCUUUGGCAAAGACUGGAGAAAUUUCUAAAGCAGAAGAUCUACUGAAGGGCUUAAAAGACAGGAUUUUGCGGAUGACUAAAAAGAAGCAACAACUAAUGCAGAGAGCAAUGAUGCUUGCAGAAGCACUUUAUGCAUAUGGAAGAGGUAACGACAGCCAUGGACUGGAAUUACUUGGUCCAAAUUUUGAUGCCACUGAUUGGAAGAUCAUUGGGGCAUCUGACGAACAAGUUGAUGUAUUCAAUGAAGUUUGGUAUAACAUGUUGCUGAAUAGUGGAAAAGCAGUGAAGGCAAUCGAAGUGAUGGAGCAGCGUAUCAAGAAAAGAGAUGGCAUCCCAUACAUGUGGCGUCUACUAGAGAGGGGAUACAAACUAGCAAACAGGCCAGAAGCUGAAGUUGCGAACGAGAAAGCCAAGGCUUUGGAGAGUCGUUAUUUUAGUUAAGGAAAUAAUCAAAGAAUCAAAUAAAAUCAAAUCUGGUCCAUCUGUUGUGUUGGGAAAAUAGCGUAUAAAAUAAAUGUCAGUGAAUUCGUAAAAAAUAAAGGUAACUGAUGAGCAUGGGGCGCAUGCUUGUGGUGGUGAAUGGUGAUGGGAAUUAGGAUUUCCCAUCGGUCAUGAAUGAAUUUGUGUUGGUGUAAUUGGAGCAUAUAUAACCUAUGAUUUUGCCUAUAUUUAGUGCAUUUUUGUAGU
Abrus precatorius (Indian licorice) is the source of this 1778-nucleotide messenger RNA. Its product is annotated as tetratricopeptide repeat protein 38. The transcript is spliced from 14 exons. Bases 129 to 1532 code for a protein of 467 amino acids. Gene Ontology annotation, molecular function: protein binding. The record is from RefSeq and is a predicted model, not a curated record. Lineage: Eukaryota; Viridiplantae; Streptophyta; Magnoliopsida; Fabales; Fabaceae.